Thelazia callipaeda (thelaziosis nematode) is the source of this 957-nucleotide messenger RNA. NCBI's taxonomy places the organism in Eukaryota, Metazoa, Nematoda, Chromadorea, Rhabditida, Thelaziidae. The record is from the annotation of a GenBank genome assembly.
AUGAAUGUUAAAAGUGAGCCAGAUUGGUCAUUGGAGGAUGUGGAUUGCGUGCUGCAUUGGAUUGCUGCUGGGACUAUAUCCGAGCGCAAAGGAACUGAACUUCUCAAUGUUAUUUUUGGGAAACCCUUGUCUCGUUAUACAGUUCGUUCAAAAGUGAAGGCAUUAAAAGAGAAGGAGCGUAUAUCUACAACAGCAAAUGUGGAUCCAAAAGAAAAUGAUGAUAACGAUAAUGAAUUGCAGUAUCGUAUUGUAGAAGUUGAAAGUGAAAAUGGUGACGUGAAGACAUACACAGAACUCAUGAAUUGUUCAGCCAGUUGUAGUGAUUUAGGAUAUCAGGAUGGAGGUACGCUUUGGAAUACGGAUGUUUAUGACUUGAGCUGCAAGACAGAAAUCGAUAUUGACAAAGUAGAAAUUAUUCGAUUAUUAAAUCGUCGAGGAAAUUUGGGACUUAUCGCAAUCGCGGAAAAUGAUGGCUAUCGUGUAUACAGACAAAGUACGAAACAGGCAACCAGAGCAUAUUAUCGUUGUUCACGUUGUGACUGGCUGAAGAAGAAGAAUGGUGCAGGACGAACUGCUUAUAUCACUAUGGUUAAUGAUUCUAUUGUUGGUACUGCAUAUCCAUUACAUAACGAGCUGUGUCAGUUGUAUACACCAUCUGCUCUUCGUAGAAGACAGUCUGAUCGAGAAGCGAAAAAAGAAUUUUCACAAAAUUCAGUCGAUAAACAACCAAAAGUUGAUGAAGAAUCUCAUGAAAAAGACAAUUAUAAAACAUCUCGUGGUAAUUUAAAGCGUUCACACUACUGGCAUGAUGCUAAUCUUCACGAAAAGACAUUCCCAGAAUACAUUUUUGCUUAUUUCGGGGGUGCAGCUAGUUUUGAACAAAGCUGUACUCCCUUCGAAGGAAGAAGUUUGUUCGAUUUUGCAUCAGAAAUUGAAGUCAGGAAAAACCAUAUUUGA